CUCAGCCGCCGGAGACGCCGCCGCCGCCGCCGCCGCCGCCACACCUAGUGGAGCAGCCGGGGAAGGCGGCUCGUUGGGGGCUGGGGCGGAGAGCGCCGGGGGUGGGGGCGGAAGGGCGGCGGGCGGAAGGCAGGAGGCUGCCGGGGCGCGGGCUGCUGCGGGAGAAGGGGCUCCGAGGAGUCCGCCGCGGCUCGCUCUGUCGCCGGCGCGGGAUUGGGGCGCGAGGGCCAUGGGCGCGCUCUCCUAAGGCGGAGGUCGCGGGCGGGAGGGGAGGAGGCCCGAGAGAGGCUGCUGCGAAGGCCGCGGGCCCGUGACUGGGCGCGAGGCGGCCGGCGGCGGCGGCGGCACCAGCACCACCAUGUCGCGCUCAGUGCUGCAGCCCAGUCAGCAGAAGCUGGCGGAGAAGCUCACCAUCCUCAACGACCGGGGCGUCGGCAUGCUCACCCGCCUCUACAACAUCAAGAAGCAAGGACAAGUUUGGAAGGCAUGUGGAGACCCCAAGGCAAAACCAUCCUAUCUUAUCGACAAAAACCUGGAAUCUGCUGUGAAAUUCAUAGUCAGAAAAUUCCCUGCUGUAGAAACCCGCAACAACAAUCAACAGCUUGCACAACUACAGAAAGAAAAAUCAGAGAUUCUGAAAAAUCUGGCAUUAUAUUACUUCACAUUUGUAGAUGUUAUGGAAUUUAAGGACCAUGUUUGUGAAUUGCUGAAUACUAUUGACGUUUGCCAAGUCUUCUUUGAUAUUACUGUAAACUUUGAUUUAACAAAGAACUACUUAGAUUUAAUUAUAACCUAUACAACACUAAUGAUACUGCUGUCUCGAAUUGAAGAAAGGAAGGCAAUCAUUGGAUUAUACAACUAUGCCCAUGAAAUGACUCAUGGAGCAAGUGACAGAGAAUACCCACGCCUUGGCCAGAUGAUUGUGGAUUAUGAAAACCCUUUAAAGAAGAUGAUGGAAGAAUUUGUACCCCAUAGCAAGUCUCUUUCAGAUGCACUAAUUUCUCUUCAAAUGGUAUAUCCUCGAAGGAAUCUUUCAGCUGACCAGUGGAGAAAUGCCCAGUUAUUGAGCCUCAUCAGUGCACCUAGUACAAUGCUUAAUCCAGCACAGUCCGACACUAUGCCUUGUGAAUACCUCUCUUUGGAUGCAAUGGAAAAGUGGAUUAUCUUUGGCUUUAUUUUGUGCCAUGGGAUCCUAAAUACUGACGCUACAGCACUGAACCUUUGGAAACUAGCUCUUCAAAGUAGCUCUUGCCUCUCUCUCUUUCGGGAUGAAGUUUUCCACAUUCACAAAGCUGCAGAAGACUUAUUUGUAAACAUACGAGGCUAUAAUAAACGUAUUAAUGACAUAAGAGAAUGCAAGGAGGCAGCCGUGUCACAUGCUGGUUCAAUGCACAGAGAAAGACGCAAGUUUUUAAGAUCUGCACUGAAGGAAUUGGCUACUGUCCUCUCUGAUCAACCUGGAUUGCUAGGUCCCAAGGCACUUUUUGUUUUUAUGGCAUUAUCCUUUGCCCGUGAUGAAAUCAUCUGGCUACUUCGUCAUGCAGAUAACAUGCCAAAGAAGAGUGCAGACGACUUUAUAGAUAAGCACAUUGCUGAAUUAAUAUUUUACAUGGAAGAACUUAGAGCACAUGUGAGGAAAUACGGACCUGUAAUGCAGAGGUAUUACGUGCAGUACCUUUCUGGCUUUGAUGCUGUUGUCCUCAAUGAACUCGUGCAGAAUCUUUCUGUUUGCCCUGAAGAUGAAUCAAUCAUCAUGUCCUCUUUUGUUAACACUAUGACUUCCCUAAGUGUAAAACAAGUUGAAGAUGGGGAAGUAUUUGAUUUCAGAGGAAUGAGAUUAGAUUGGUUUAGGUUACAGGCAUAUACUAGUGUCUCAAAGGCUUCACUUGGCCUUGCAGAUCACAGAGAACUUGGAAAGAUGAUGAAUACAAUAAUUUUUCAUACAAAAAUGGUAGAUUCCUUGGUGGAAAUGUUGGUGGAAACAUCAGAUCUCUCCAUAUUUUGUUUUUAUAGUCGUGCUUUUGAGAAGAUGUUUCAACAGUGUUUGGAGUUACCCUCUCAAUCAAGAUACUCAAUUGCAUUUCCACUACUUUGCACUCAUUUUAUGAGUUGCACGCAUGAACUAUGUCCAGAAGAGCGACAUCAUAUUGGAGAUCGCAGUCUUUCCUUAUGUAAUAUGUUCCUAGAUGAAAUGGCCAAACAAGCUCGAAAUCUCAUCACUGAUAUUUGCACAGAACAGUGUACCCUUAGUGACCAGUUGCUACCCAAGCAUUGUGCCAAAACUAUCAGUCAAGCAGUGAAUAAGAAAUCAAAAAAGCAGACUGGUAAGAAAGGGGAACCUGAAAGGGAGAAACCAGGUGUUGAGAGCAUGAGGAAAAACAGGCUGGUUGUGACCAACCUUGAUAAAUUGCACACUGCACUUUCUGAGUUAUGCUUCUCUAUAAAUUAUGUACCAAACAUGGUGGUAUGGGAACAUACCUUUACCCCACGAGAAUAUUUGACUUCUCAUCUGGAAAUACGCUUUACCAAGUCAAUUGUUGGGAUGACUAUGUAUAAUCAAGCCACACAGGAAAUUGCAAAACCUUCAGAACUUCUAACAAGUGUAAGAGCAUACAUGACCGUACUCCAGUCAAUAGAAAACUAUGUGCAGAUUGAUAUUACAAGAGUAUUUAAUAAUGUGCUUCUUCAACAAACACAACAUUUAGACAGUCAUGGAGAGCCAACCAUUACAAGUCUAUACACAAAUUGGUAUUUGGAAACUUUGUUACGACAAGUCAGCAAUGGCCAUAUAGCAUAUUUUCCUGCAAUGAAAGCGUUUGUGAACUUACCUACAGAAAAUGAAUUAACAUUCAAUGCAGAGGAAUAUUCUGACAUAUCAGAAAUGAGGUCAUUAUCAGAACUACUAGGCCCAUAUGGUAUGAAGUUUCUAAGUGAAAGCCUUAUGUGGCAUAUUUCAUCACAAGUUGCUGAACUUAAGAAACUUGUGGUGGAGAAUGUUGAUGUGUUAACACAAAUGAGGACCAGCUUUGACAAACCAGACCAGAUGGCUGCACUGUUUAAAAGAUUAUCAUCUGUUGACAGUGUCUUGAAGAGGAUGACAAUAAUUGGUGUAAUUUUAUCCUUCCGAUCAUUGGCACAAGAAGCACUUAGAGAUGUCUUAUCCUACCACAUUCCUUUUCUUGUAAGUUCAAUUGAAGAUUUUAAGGAUCACAUUCCAAGGGAAACUGAUAUGAAGGUUGCAAUGAAUGUGUAUGAGUUAUCAUCAGCUGCCGGAUUACCUUGUGAGAUUGAUCCUGCAUUGGUCGUAGCUCUUUCUUCACAAAAAUCGGAAAACAUUAGUCCAGAAGAAGAGUAUAAAAUUGCCUGCCUUCUCAUGGUGUUUGUGGCAGUUUCUUUGCCAACACUGGCCAGUAAUGUGAUGUCUCAGUACAGCCCUGCUAUAGAAGGGCAUUGCAACAACAUACAUUGCUUGGCCAAAGCCAUCAACCAGAUUGCUGCAGCUUUGUUUACAAUUCACAAAGGAAGCAUUGAAGACCGUCUUAAAGAAUUUCUGGCGCUUGCAUCCUCCAGUCUACUGAAAAUUGGCCAGGAGACAGAUAAAACUACAACAAGAAAUAGAGAAUCUGUUUAUUUACUGCUAGAUAUGAUUGUACAAGAAUCUCCAUUCCUUACAAUGGAUCUUUUGGAAUCUUGUUUUCCUUAUGUCUUGCUGAGAAAUGCAUACCAUGCUGUCUACAAACAAAGUGUUACAUCUUCUGCAUAAAAUUACCUACUUAAUCAAGAUAAGCACGCAUUUUUGUUGCCUUGGUUUUACCUGUAGACUGUGGAACUAUUUUACCUUAAGACCUGAAAAAGUUUUGUGGAUUAUAAAUUUCUUUCAUACGGUUGUAUUUUCUGAUCAUUGGUUUCUUAAUAUGGUUGUACUACAGUAUACUUGGUUGAUUUAGGUUGCACAUUCACUGAAUUCACUGAGAUUAUUCCUAUAAUUUUAAAGUAUCAUUUAUUUGAAAAACAUACAUUAUCAACAUGUUUUUGAUAUUUGAUAAUGAAAAAAAUCUUUGCUUGUUUAUUUCUGAAAAAGAACUGUAUUUAGUGAUUAUUUUAGAUAGUGAUAUUAUAGUAUUCAUCUGUGUGUAAAUUAUUUCAUAUAGGGAAGAGUUCUGAUCUGUACCUAUGGUUCUUAUUGAAAACAACAUUGGAUGUGCAUUUCUGUGAUGUUAUGAAUACAUUUCUACUUUAUUUUGAAACAUUUGCCAAACUAAAUACUGUAACACUGUAUAACAUUUAAAAAUGUUAAAGAACUGCUUAGUAUUAGAAGCAGAUCAUUUCCCAAAAUUCUAAGAGCAGCAGCAUAUGUUGUUGCUUGUAUAAAGCCUAGCGAUAAUUUUUAGACUAACUUCCAUGGUGCCCUGUUGGCAUUAGCACUACCAUUGUACCCUGCUGUAUAAUAAACAAUCUUAGACAUUUAUCAACUGUUGAUACAAAUGUUAGUCCCUAACCACUUUUUAUAUAUGUUUUAAAUUUUUGAAAUUCAAGUGUACCUGCCAUAACAUAAAAUAAACACUAGACUGUAUCACACUUCGAUUGAUUUCUUUAAGAUCCUUGGAUAUUCGUUCAAUAAUAAUAAAGUUUUUGUUUAAACUUAGUUUGAAAUAUAAAAAAUAAUGGUUUAGGAAUGUCUAAGUACAGCAUUCGAUACCAGGUCAGCUAUUAUAUGAUUUGUUUAAAUGUUUUAAAAAACAUUUUAUUGAAAAAAAUACCAAAAUUAGAAAAUAAAAUUACACAAUACUUCUUAAAAAUUAAGAACUUAAAGAAAACUUGUAUGCUGUCAACUUGCUCAUUUUAUCUGUAACCAAAUAGAGUUAUUUAAAAGAAUAGGGAAAAAAAAUUGAGUGAUCAUGGGACUAGUGAGAAUGUUGAGAACUGCUGCAUUAGUCAGUAAUGAAUGGGAAAGACAUAAAAGGGCCUAUUGCUUAAUAGUUGGCAUGGAGGGCAAAGCAGCUCAUUUAGUUUGAAAACUAACCCAAUGUUUUGCUCUUUGAUUGGCAUUGUUGAGGCUGUUUCUCAGCAGCUUUGUAUAUGAAUAUCAUAAAGAGCUUCUGUUCACAGCUUCUUAUGUAUACACUGGUAACUUGUGUUAAGAUAAAAGAAGGCUGCUGUGAACUCAGUUAUAAUGUUUUUCUUUCUUCAAACAUAGAGAGUAGAAUGAAAUUGAAGUACUAUGAGAUUAUGCUAUUAUUUUGUGUAUGAUUUGUCCAGCCUAUAUUUAAAGUAGGGAGUAGUUGUCACUAUCUGUCGAAAAAUUGUACUUGUUCCAUAAAGAUUUUUUAAAAAGGGAAAUUUUAAAAUGGCAUAGUUCAGACCUGAAAUAGUCUGAUUUACACAGUGAGCAGUCAAAACUAAGAUUUAAUGCCGUUUGUUUUGAAAUAUUAGGAUCUUAGAGAGGUAAUAACUUUGUUGGCAGUGAUCUCUGGAGAGGUAAAGUAGGAAUUUGGAUAUGUACACUUUGGAAUCAUAUGUGAAAGGGCAUAAGGAUGAAAAUAAGGCAUUCUCUACCACUGCUAGGCUGAGAAAAAAAUCGCUCCUCAUAGUCACCUGAAGUUUUUGUCCAAAUUUUUUCUCAUACAGCAAAGGCGGGGGAGGAGGCGUGGCAAAGGUAACUUGGAGGAAAAAGUUAAAAGUAAAUUGACAACUACUAUUUUUAAUAUCUUGUUUGUUUUAUUUUCUUCUAAACUUACACAACAACAUACUAUUUUUGUUGUUUUCUCUACAUUAAUGUGAUCAUACCAUACAUACUGGCCUGUAAUCUGCUUAUUUCACUCAGUAGUAGAAAAAAUGUCUUUAAUAUUCUUUUUAAUACCUUUAUAGAUACCAUAACUAAUUUAACAAUUUCAUGGCCAGGCGUAGUGGCACACGCCUAUUUCAGCACUUUGGGAGGCCAAGGCGGAUGGAUCACUUGAGGUCAGGAGUUCAACACCAGCCUGGCCAACAUGGCAAAACCCUGACACUACUAAAAAUACAAAAAUUACCCAGGUAUGAUGGUGCACACCUAUCAUCCUGGCUACAUGGGAGGCUGAGGUGGAAGAAUUGUUUGAACCCGGAAGGAGGAGGUUGCUGUGAGCUGAGAUCACACCACUGCACUCCAGCCUGGAUGACAGAAUGAGACUGUCUCAAAAAAAAAAAGAAAAUACUCAUUUGGAUAGAUUGGAUAGAUUUUUAGACAAUUUCUUUUCAUUAUUAUAAAUGUAUAUCUAUAUCUUGGUAAAGUUGACCUGUUAUUUUUUUAGAAUAAUUUUUCAGAAGUAAAAUUGCUUCCUUUCUGCUGCUUUUUCAUUCACUUAUUUAAGCAAGUAUUUUUAGAUGCCUGCAUGUAAUGGUGAGCAAAAAGGUGACCCUUUUAUAGUUGAGCUUGGAUUUUAGUGAUGGUAUACAAUAAACAAACCAGCUUCUUGAGACGGAGUUUCACUCUUGUUGCCCAGGAAAUGGGCAAUGGCCUGAUCUCGGCUCACUGUAACCUCCGCCUCCCGGGUUCAAGCAAUUCUCCCAUCUCAGCCUCCUGAGUAGCUGAGAUUACAGGCGCCCGCCACUACGCCCAGUUAAUUUUUGGUAUUUUUAGUAGAGAUGGGGUUUUACCAUGUUGGCCAGGCUGGUCUCGAACUCCUGACCUCAGGUGAUCCACCCACCUCAGCCUCCCAAAGUGCUGGGAUUACAGGCAUGAGCCACCACGCCCAGCCAUGAGCAAACUUCUGAUGGUGACUGGAAAGUAUACAGGAUAAUGUGGGGAGGCAGUGGUGAAACUACUUUAGAAGAAAGUGUUAGAAGAAAGUGUCAUCUGUGUAAGAGAAAACAUUUGAGCUGGUACGUGAAGGAUUAGAAGGAACCACAAGUGGGCUGAGGGGAGGAAUAAUAAAGGCAAAGACCCAGAAGGCAAGCACAAACUUGGCAUGUUUGAGAAGUUAGAAGUGUGUCAUCUGUGUCUCUGUCAUGAGGAGUGCUCAAGUUCCCUCUAGGAGCCUUAUGGGCUAUCUAGCUCUUUUUCUCUUCUGAUCAUGUGCUUGCUUGCUUUCUUCUUUGCUUAUAUAGCAGAGUUCACAAAUUAAAUCUAAUGUAGGCUGGUUAAUAAAGGAAAUGAACAUGAAUUCACUGAUAGGCUCUUGCAUUAAUGUGAAAAUGUAAAGUCUGUUGUACACCAUCAGGCCUUCUAAAUGAAGCCCAAAUUCUGUAAGGUAGUGAAUUGUAACCUACUGAUUAGUACAUGAUCCAUGCCCAUUCUGUUAUAAGGACUUGCCUUUCUGAGACUUCACCUGUAUUAUUCCUAAGACUUUUGUGAAUAAUCCUUAAAGUAGUGACUCCUUACAUCUUUCUUUCAUUUCUUCUUUGUAGUCACUUGAAAUGACAGCAUGAACCAUCAUUUCAUUUGAAGGCCUGAGCCUGAAUUUUCAAAUAGACAAAAUGCUCUCUUUCUCCGAAGAUUUGCCAUGACCUCUGCCUUUGGGAAAAAAUAUUUGAGAUUUUAAAAUUUUUAUUCUGUAGUACAAAAAUUAUGUUUUUCGUUAAUUGGUCCUGUGGAAUUGGAAGGAAAUUUAAUAUUUAUUGACUCUACUUUGGUAUUAUUUUCAGAGUGAGAAGUAACUUUAAGUGUAUUAAAAUUUCAUUCAUUUUUGCAUGAACCAAACUUUCCCUACACAUCGCUGUCCUUGACUGUCCAGAGUAAACAUGUCUAACUCUGGAAUGUUUCAUUUCCAAUAAAAGUAUUCAGCCUGUCAUUUUGGGCCUAAGUAAAAUGGGAUAAAUUAGCAAUCUGAAGUUAGGAUCCUAGCCACAGAGGGCCAUGUCUCAUUUCUGGUUUAAGUGCACCCCUCAUCCCCAGCCCUUACCUUCUUCUUUCUCUUAAGGAUUGAGACAAUCCUCUUGGUGCUCUUGGUGCAGGUGCAUCUUGGUCACCUCUUACAUGAGGGCCACAAACUUGGUAAAUGGGUGGCCUGGAGAUGGGGUUGUACUAGGUAUGUGACCUUGGUGAUUGCCUUGUCUCAGUUGUAGUAUAUGGCUGAGUCACAUUCAUAGUACACUACAUACACAUACUGACCAAAUGCCAAUGGCUAAGGCUUGAAAUUAUUUCACCAAGACCUAAACUGAAGAUUACCAUCAUAAAAUAAGCUUCUAGAAUCCAUGAAUAAGUAGGAAAUCAUAUUUAAAAUUUACUGUAAUUUUAUUAAAGCUCAUUUUUUAAAUUUAAUGCAGUGCAGAGUCAUUAAUUUCUCAGCAGUAUCAGGUGCUAAAUUGCUCACUCAUUAAACUACUAAUUUAAGAUAGUUAUUUUAAAUUAUAGAACAGGAAGCAACUUACGAGGUUGCAACCAAAUUAUAUUUAUUUUUUCUCCAUUAGUAACUGACUAAAAGUGUUUUCUUCAACUCUGGGAUUUGAAGAUUUUGUGGUCAGUGGUGAUAUAAUUUCACUGAAGCGUGCUCACAGACUAAAACUGUGCACUACUCAGUGAUGCGUCCUGAAUGUUUUCAGAGACAAACCUAAGAUAAUGUUGCCCUUGUUUACUUUCAUUAUUUCUGAUUUUUUUUUUAUGCAUGUGUUUGCUGCAUCACACAAUUACUUAAGAAGUUGUCCCUAACCUUUGUGCUGUGGUCUGAAUGUUUGUGUCCCCCUGGCCACAAAAUUCAUAUGUUGAAAUCUGAUCAUCAGUGUGACAGGAUGUGGGGCCUUUGGGAGGUGAUUAGGUCAUGAGAGUGGAGCCUUCAUGAAUGGGAUUAAUGCCCUCGUAAAAGGGGCCCCAGACAGCCGACUUGCCCCAACCACCACGUGAGGACAAAGCAAGAAGCCACUGUUCAUGAACCAGAAAGCAGACCCUCCACAAACACCAAAUAUGCCAGCACACUGAUUGGCUUCCCAGCCUCCAGAACUAUAAGCAAGAAGUUUUUUUAUAGUAACAAAUUUAUUGUUCACAGUUCUUGCUUAUAAACUUUAUAAACCAGACUAAGGCAUUUCGUUAUAGCAGCCCACACGGACUCAUAUUUUGGUUCUAGAAAUGUGACACUGGAAUGAUGUGGCUCUCAAGAUGACAGUGUUGCUUCUGAAUGUCUAUGUUCAUGUCAUCUUUAAUUGCAUGAACACCAGUUUUAGCAUCUUCCCUUGAGUAGAAAGAGAUUCUCUACAGCAAGUAUUACGUAAGAAGUACUGGUGGCCAGGCACAGUGGUUCACGCCUGUAAUCCCAACACUUUGAGAGGCGGAGCCAGAGGUAUCAUUUGAGCCUAGAAGUUCGAGAGCAGCCUGGGCAAUAUGUCUAAACCCCAUCUCUACAAAAAAAAUACAAAAAUGAAAAAGCCGGGUGUGAUUGUGUACACCUGUAGUCCCAGCAACUUGAGAAGCUGAGGUGGCAGGAUUGCUUGAGCCCAAGGGGAGGGUUGGCGGCAGUGGGUGGUUCGAGGCUGCAGUGAGCCAUGAUUAUACCAGUGCGCUCCAGCCUAGGUGACAGAGCAAGAGCCGGUCUCGAUAAUAAUUAAGGCCAGACGCGGUGGCUCACUCCUGUGAUCCCAGCACUUUGGGAGGCCAAGGUGGAUGGAUCACCUGAGGUCAAGAGAUUGAGACCAACCUGGCCAACAUGGUGAAACCCUGUCUCUACUAAAAAUACAAAAAUUAGCUGGGCUUUGUGGCUCGCGCCUGUAAUCCCAGCUACUCAGGAGGCUGAGGCGGGAGAAUCGCUUGAACCCAGGAGGCGGAGAUUGCAGUGAGCCGAGAUCAUGCCACUGCACUCCAGCCUGGGCAACAGAACAAGACUCUGUCUCAAAAAAAAAAAAAAUUAUAAUACAUUAAAAAAAAAAAGCACUUGCAUUCUGAAGGCAUAUUCACCCUUGAACUGAUAGCAUUCAAUGUAUAAAACACAUGAGUUUCACUCCAAGUUACAUAUAGAAUGUUUAUCUUUAUUUGAGAGGAAAUAUCCAGUUAAUAAUCAGAAUGUCAUACUAAUUAGGUAUGACCAUAACUUACGUUAGUCACAUGGUCAUUGAUUGCAUGCAGAUUCUGGCUGCCAGAAAGCACAUUGAAGUAGGUAGUCAUUUAACCAUUUAACUGUUAGAUCUUGCAAAGGUUGAAGCUGAAGCUGAGGAGCAGGUAGUACACAACUUUACAGGUUAAUGCUGAAUGUCAGUUCAUUCUGAAUUCUUACCUUCAGCCAAAAGGUACAAGGGUCUUUGCAGUCUGAAGCAAGGCCCAGAUGGCAGAACUUGUGAUGGCUAGGAGGGGAAAAUUUGACCUUAACUGGUAGUUGUGGUUUUAUCAAGCCAAAAAUGCUGACUAGAAUAAUAAUGAGAGCUAAUGUUUAUUGAAAGCCCAUUGUGUACCAGAUACUCUGUUUUCUCUAAUUCAAACCUCUAAAUAUUGCUCUUUUAGUCUUCACAGUAAUCCUAUAUCAUGAUGACCCCCAUUUAUUGAUAUGGAAACUGAAGCUCAGGAAAGACAAAGCAAUUUUUACAAACUCACACUACAAGGAAGUAGCAGAGGCCAACAUUUAAAUCUGGCCCCAGAGUUGUGUUCUUCUCAUUAAACUGUGUCUCAGAUCUCUCAAAUGUGAGUGUGGACUUUUCUAACCAAUAGCAUUUUUUAAUUAAUGUUUUAAAAAUUUGAAUAGCUUUUAGGGUACAGUGGGUUUUUGUUUACAUGGAUGAAUCAUACAUUGGUGAAGUCUGAGGUUUUAGUGUACCUGUCACCCAGGUAGUAUGCAUUGUACCCAAUGUGUAGUUUUUUAUCCCUAGACCCGUUCCCAUCCUCCCACUUCUGAGUCUCCAAAGUCCAUGAUAUCACUCUGUAUGCCUUUGCAUACACAUAGCUUAGCUCCCACUUACAAGUGAGAACAUACGGUAUUUGGUUUUCUGUUCCUGAGUUACUUUGCUUAGAAUAAUGGCCUCUGGCUCCAUCAUAGUUGCUGCAAAAAGACAUUGUUUCUUUUUUUAUGGCUGAACAGUAUUCCGUGGUGUGUAUAUAUACCACACUUUCUUUGUCCACUCAUUGGUCAGUGGGCACUUAGGUUGGUUCCAUAUCUUUGCAGUUAUGAAUUGUGCUGCAAUAAAUAUACACAUGCAGAUUUUUUUUGAUAUAUUGACUUCCUUUGGGUAGAUACCCAGUAGUAGGAUUGCUGGAUCAAAUUCUAUCCAGUAGCAUUUGAAACUGCUUUACAUUAACAAUGAGGGACAAAAAAAAUAACAAUGAGGGCUUACAUUAUGCUACUCUUGAUACUAGACAUUUUCAUAUCCAUUACUUCAUUUAAACUCCACAACCAAAUUACUCAAUAGGGAUUGUUUUCUUUAUUUUUGUAAAUGAAUGUGGAAACCAGCUCAUAAAACUUUAAAUUCCUUGCCCCAGUGUCAUAAAAUUACUGAGUUUGAGUGGCAGUGCUGAGAUUAAAACCUAAGGCUCUAGGAUUUCCAGCCCAUAUUUUUUCUACUGUAUCAUGUUCUUUCCCAAAGCACUAAAAAACAUUUCCUGGGUAAAUGACUGUGGGCUUGGGGACACUAUGCCCACUUUCUGGCCUUCAUGGGUCUAAGUUGCUUCUUUGCUUCUUCACUUUUUCUCUCUGAUCCUGCUCAGAUUAAUCUCUAGUAAAUCAGAUUUCUUUCCUAGGCUGUCUUAUCCCACAUAUAUAGUAGAUAAUAUGUCACAUAUUUGUGAAUGUUAAAAAUAUUUGUUUUAGUUUUAAAUCUCAAGCUCACACAGUACUUACUCUCUAUGUUAACAAAAAUGGUUUUUACUAUUUUCUGAAGGUAACGCAGCUGUUGAAGUGAGAUCCUACACUGGAACAUACAACACUUGGUCUAAUAUUAAAGUUCGUGCCAAGAGCUCUCUAAAUGUGAUUGAUGGAUUAAUUCUGCCUUUAUGAAAGAUGAACUUAUUUUCAAGAUAAUAGCUAAUUCUUGAAUGGGCAACCUAUUAUGUAUCAAUGAUUGUAAUGAUGGAGCAUUUUAGUCAUUUGUAGCUGGAAGAGCCUUAGAGAUUAUCUGGUUCAACCUAUUCAAGAGUUAGGUAAUUUAACCAAAUUAACAUAUGUGGCGAUGUGCUCAUAUAGUGUUCCUUCCACUGUGCUGUGUUGCCGCAUAUAUGCUGAUCUUAUGUUUAUGCAGUAAUAGUCUUCAUAAUGAUAAACAGCUACUGGUUCCUGGUAGGAUUUUGGACGUGGAUAUGACUUGAAGUAUGAUGCCACAGCCUCAAACAAAUCUGGGGUUUGAAUCCCAGCUCUGUCACUUAUGGACAAAUUACUUAACUUCUCCAAGUUUGUUUCCCUAAGUGUAGAAUGUGGAUAAUAUCUACUUUAAAGGGCUAUUGUAAGCAUUAAAAUAAGAUCAUGCGUAUAAAUUGAUGAGAUGGUGGGGAAGAAGAGGCUACCACAAAGUAGGCAUUCAGUGUAAAUGGUGGUAGUUUCUCCAGUAUUAUUAGGCUAUUUGGUUUCACUUAUAAAAUUGCCUUCAAAGAGUUUUUUCAUGGCUUUUAUGAGUAUUAUAAUAUCAGAACUUCCACUCAUGCAAAUGUAACAUUUGUGUGUUAGUCUAUUCUAUAGCUCUGAUCGGAGUCUUUAUCUUAAAUGGGAAAGAUUAUUUUCCCUGUCAUGUAACUUUAACAGAAAACGAUGCUAAAAUUAAUUUUAAGACUGCUCUAUACUAUAUGUAUGUUAUACUAUAUUUUUAUAUACUAUACACAAAAAUGUAUAAGAUGUAAAGCUUGUAUUUUCAAAUGUUAUUGCAGUAUCCAGAACAAUUGCGACAAUUGCUCUUGGAAGCUUCUGUGCUUUUCCACAUGCUGUUCCCUGUCUCUGGAAUGGAAUGUUCUCUUAUUCUGGCUGGCAAACUCCUGAACAUAAUGUAAACAGUAAGCUCAAACAUCACUUGCCCUUUCCUUACCAUGCCAUCCUGUUUCUUCUAAACCUUAUAAAUGCCUUUAUUAUAGUACAUAUUGAAUCAUAAUGUAAUUAUUAUUUAUCUCUGACUCCUUUGAUUCUGGGACUGCCUUGAGGUCACGGUCUAGGUUUAUUUCAUCUUUCUGUCUGUUUAGUCAAAUUUCCUACCCUGUGUAACUCUCAGAAUCUUACUUUAAGUUAGGAAAGGCCAGUGGCUGGACAGAUGCUACAGACCUCCAUUGGUACAGAUGCCCUUAGCUUCAUGUUGGGAACAAGUGGUUCUGUUUCUUUUUGUUCCUGUGGAGAAGCAUCAGAGAUACAGGCAGCUGGGGAUUUCUACACCUGUAAUAGCAGCAGCUCAGUGAUGACACAGAGACAUGUUUUUUUUUUUUUUUUUUUUUUGACAGAAGGCGAAGGGGAAGCAAGGUACUUCUUACAUGGCAGAGGGAAAAGGAGAGUUGGAGUGGGGGAGGGGGAGAGGGAGGAGCAGGAGCAGGGAGACGGGGAGGGAGAGGAAACUGCCCCGAAGACAUGGUUUCUAAGAUUUCUCCCAAUGAGACAAAUCACUUGUCUGGGAUGUCAGGGGGAGAAGAUGCAGAAUCUGAGCCCCUUGUAUAAAUAGACAAAAGGUGAAAGCAUUGGCAAUAGAUCAAAAAGGCAUUCCACGUAGCAAAAAAAUUAUUUUUAAAUCUGAAAAUUUAAGUGAAAUGCCAAGAGCAAAGAAGAGAGGCCAUCAGAAAAAUUUCAAAGUGACUACUCAGGUCAUUGUCCUGAAAUAAAUGAUCAUUUUAUUCUGGUGACUCACCCCUAGCUAGAGUCAGUACUUCAUAGAAAAGACAGGAGCUGUGAGACACUUAACUGUAAUCUUACCCCUUUACAGAAAUGCCUCCUAUAGUCAAGCUGGUCUGAUGAUCUCAUGUCAUCAUGCACAAGGAUUAGCAAGCCUUGAAAUUUUAUCCUGUCAGUGUAACUCCUCAUCUAGUCUCAAGAUUGCACUGGCAGUUCUUUCGCAGCUGAUCGUACAGGGAGGACCAAUAAGGCUCAUAGAACACCCUUGGAGAAUGAAUGCCUCUGCUGCUGGAGGUCACAGCACCCAGAAAGUGACUAGAGGGAGCAGCUGAUACCUGCUCUAGUGAGUUGUGCUAUUCCUGUCACAUCCUUGCAGAGGUCCAAGGGUUGCUGGCAAGUGAAGGAAUAUCAUGCCUGUAGUUUGAAGGAUAGAUCACUCAACUCUCAACUAUUCUCUCUUCAGCUGUGAACCAUACAACGUUUUUGAAAAGCAAAGUCUGAACAUUUGCAUUCUAUACAGAAUAUUACAGUUGGAAAAUAGGUGUGGUGUCUAGAGAAAUGCUUCUAAAUGCUGCAAGCCACCCUAUGUGAAGCCUAGUCUAGAAAUCUGCUUUGCUUCAUUUAUUAACUUCAUUGUAUCUUUGGAAGUAGAAGUUCUUAAAAGUGUGUACAGAAGAUGAGUCCUCAGCAUGAGUUUCACUGCCUGUCUGUGUGAGAGGAAGUGACCUUGAGAGCAGCUGUAGCCCUAGGGGGACACCCAGGUAGAGGUGCUCACAACAUGCUCUGACACCCGGUAUGGCUGCAUUCCCAGCUUAAAUGAUCACAUCUGCUCUUGGUUUUUUCACUGUUUACAAAAUCUGAUUUCUUUAAAGGGAAGGGAUGGAAAAGGUAGUCAAUGCUCCUCUGAGCACCCAAAGCAUCCCUCCACAAGAACAAAGAGGAAAAAUCAUUACUUGCUCCCAACAUUACACAAAGCGCAUCUCUACCAAUGGAACUCUGCAGUGUCGGUCUAGCCAUCAGCCUUUCCCACCUCACAGCAUAUUUUCUGUGGGGGUAAUUUAUUAGAGGGGAAUUUGUUCCUUUUUACUCUUUUUACUCUUCAAAUUAGUAAUAGAACCCCUCAUGUCAUUCUAAGUGACUUAAGUUUUAAAGGGAACCAGAAAAGGAGAGAAUAUGCUAUUGUGGCACUUCUAAAAUGCAGAGUGUCCUCAAAGAUGGUUAUAGUGGGUAAUGGGUUUCAUAUAAAUUGCAUACUAGAGUAUCUCCAUUUCCUCUUUUAAUUUUUUAAUUGGUUUUUUAAAGCUUGAUAUGCUGAGUUAGUUUUCAUUUAAAAACAAUGCUUGAGUAGGAAAGUUAAAGAAAUAGAAAUUGCCUGUUUUAAUCUAUUCAUCCUGGCAGCAGGUAUGUAUUGUAUCUGUCCAGAGUCCAAAACGUCAGCUCCCUCCACUUGCCUUCCCCAUUUCACAUAAACUAUAAAAGUUAGAAAUAAUAUAUUAUGUCAUAUCCUAACAUCAGUUCAAUGAAUAUAGUUUUUAAAAUACCUACUAUGUGCUAGAUACUGAGGACAGAAUGAUAAAAUACAAAACAAAGCUAACUAAAAACACAGUUUAACUAGUCUUGUCUACGAUUACCUGCCCUAACUAUAACUUCAUUUAAGGGGAGAUACUGCUAAAGGGAGUUCCUUCUGUGACUGCACACUCUGAUACCAAUAUGUGACUUCUCCCUGGCUACAACUGAUUAAAUGAGGGAAGAAAACUGAUCCAAGGGGAGUUAGUCCAAUAGCUUGUAAAUGGUGGGUUCUUAUCAGAGUUUUCUCACUAAGUUAGAACCAAGAGGCUGAGGGUUGUGGGGGCUACUUAAGCAGAAAGUUUCAUGGAGUAUGGACUGUGCACCAUUGUGAAGUUUCCUGUAUUUCCACAGGCUGUGGGGGCAGAGAGCAUCAGAGUGCUGAUCAGGAAAAAAGAAUGAGGCAGAUGCAGACAGAGAAGCAAAGAAGCAUGAGAGGAUGAGAAUUAGGAAGUAGACUCUUUUUUCAUUUUAAUUAAUUUGACUAGAUUAUAUUUCUUGCAAUCAAAAGGGCCCUGUGCAGAGAAGGUCCUUAUCUUCGUUCAUUUUUUGUUGCUAUAGCUGAAUACCCGAGACUGGGUAAUUUAUAAAGUAAAGAAAUUUAUUGCUUACCAUUUUAGAUGCUGGGAAGUACAAGGUCAAGGGUUCUCAUCUAGUGAGGGCCUUCUUGCUAGUGGGGUCUCUGUAGAGUCCUGAGGUAACACAGAGCAUCACAUGGUGUGGGGGUGGGAUUCACCAGAGAGAGCCAAACUGACUUUUAUAACAGACUCACUUUUGUGGUAACUAACCCACUCCCUUGAUAGCCCAUCAAUCCAUUAAUCUAGAAAUAAAUUCAUUCACUCAUGAGGGCAGAGCUCUUGUGAACCAAUCACCUCCCAGAAGUCCCACCUCUCAACACUGCUGCACUGGGGACCAAAUUUCCAACACAUGAACUUUUCGGGGACACAUUCAAGCCACAACAGUCCUCAAUAAAUAUUUGUUGAAUCAAUAAAUACACAGGACAUAGUGUCCUAAAUGCUUGGCAUGUACAUGAACCAGAUUUGGUCCUUGAUGUCACAGAGCUUAUAAUAUAGUGGAGGAGACAGACUUUACAUGUUUGAUCUUGACUGUAAAACUAGGGUCACUACUCAUCAUCUGAUGAAGGAGGCAGACAGUAAAACAAAUAACAACUAUUCAACAUGGUAACGUCAAAACUGAACAGAGGCUCAAGUGAAAGUUUCAAUGAUAGUAACCAUGGCCAAUGGAUAGGUGAAUGCAUUGGAAAAUUAGUAUGAUGCCAUUAGCAAAAACAUAAAUUGCACUUAACUAAAGUUCAUCUGGCUGAAUUCUUUCCUUCCUUCCUUCCUUCCUUCCUUCCUUCCUUCCUUUCUUCCUCUAUCUUUCUUUGGUUUUGAGAUCUGUCUAUAGUAUUGUGCUAGUGCACAUAUUUUAAUUUGGUGCAAGGCAUGCUUAACAGAGUAAGUGAAAAGCUAUAAAGGUUAGAGCGUGUAUUAGUUUCAAUGACGAAGGAGUAAUAAAUCAUUUUGUCAGGUUGCACUCUAACAUUCAAAUUCCAUUUUUAUUAUGGCUAACUAGCCAAGCAUUUAUAAUUCUGAACUCCACAGAAUGGGGAAAAAGUGUAUUAACUUAUAAUAGAUCAUUGAGCUUGUUAAAUGUACCUUUCCUAAUUCGUACUUUUUCCCUUUUGCUGAGAAAAAUGCCUUUCUGAAUAUAUAAUUUUUACAGGUCAUUGGAAAGGAGUACUGCACAACAGGAUUAUUAUAAUGUGCUAAAAGAUGGCACUUGUAUCUCAUUGCCACAUAGAGAGCUCAUGUGAAAACUCUUUGAUCUUUGCUGGCUUUUUAGCUGAAAAGAUUUGGAAAUCUUUUUGGCACUGGCAAAAACAGAACUGUGGUAACUGUUUAUAGUUGGUUGAUUUUUAGCAAUGGGUAAGAAUGUCUUUGUUGAAUCCAGUUUAUUAAUACGUAAUGGGCAACAUGUUGCCUUAAAGGCAAAAGCAUAUUUUUCUCAUAUCAAAAAGCUCCCUAAAUUUUUGCCAAUAUCCAAAGAUAUUUUAAGAUGGUCUUCAUUUUCUUUUUCAGUCUGUCCUAUGCUGAGAAAAAAAAAUUACAACCUCUGAACUUCAGCAGUUUUUUAGGUAAAAGGAAUUUUUCAUGAUGUGAUUGAUAUAACUACUCAGCUGGACAUAAGCUUUCAAGGGCUAAGUCCAUUUGCCGAUUUGUUUGCAUUUCCUACUCCAACUAAAAUAAUUCAAAGACAUGAAGUGUCUAUUGUGGAAAAUGCAUGAAUAAUGCAAAAGUCAUUCUCAAGUGACCUAUCAGAAAGGCCUACCAGAAAUGCAGUUACUGCUUUCUAAUAAAAUCAUGAAAAACUUUUUUAAAAAGUAUAACCAUCUUGAAUUUGUUGAGGCAAUUAUAAGAGAGUAUAUAAGGGCAAGUUUCUCCAAAAGCGGUUCUGUUUGUUUUGUUUUUUUUUAAUAAUUCCCAUCAACAGCAAUCUGUUUUCUCAUUGUAGUAGUAUAGGUGUUAACAUAAAAGCUCAAACAGCUUGGGAGAAAAAAAAGGAUAUAGCAAACCUAACUGAUAACUUUGCUAGUUUCAAAUCAUUAUGAUGGCCAUUCAUAGAUGACUGAAAUAUUUAACAUUUGAAGUAACAGAAUUUUGACUUAUGUUUUCAUGGUUUAAGAGUUUAUAUUUCAAAUUUUUUCACAUAGUCUGUUUAUAACAGUAUAUAAAACAUGUAUUAACUAUAUAAGUUAAUAAAGUCAUGAACUGAUGGCCAUUUUUUGGUCUUAUUCAUAUAGUAUAGGCUGUUUUGUGAAUUAAUCCCCUUCCCAUGUGUUUGAAUUCCCCACUAUGUAAGGCUUAGUGGUGUUAGCAUGAUCCAAGGGUGGGAUUUUCAGCCCUCUGACAUCAAAAGGUGAAGCAGAGGACACAAAAACCCUCACUGCAUCUUCCCUAGACUGGCCAGAACCACUCCAUGGUCAGUGGACUCCCUUAAUAGGAAGGAAUGCUGGUCAGUUGUCAAAGAGCAAAAAGGGAGGGGUAGUCAUGAGGUUGGUUGUAAUCAGAGGUGCAACAGGUCUUUCCAAAGGGCUGGUUUCUGUUUAACUCUUAGGAAAGAACACCUAAUGGUAGUUAGUGAGGAGGGGGUAUAAUGAGAUGUGCCCAACCUCCCAUCCCAUCAUGGCCGGGAACUCAGUUUUUAAGGUUUCCCUGAAGUCCUCUUGGCCAGGAGAGGGUCUGUUUAGUCAAAUGUGGGGGGGGAGCUUAGGAUUUUAUUUUUAUUUCCAAGUUAUAAUGUUGGACCAUCAGAGCAUGAAUACAGGUUGAGUCUUUAAUCUGUAAAUACUUAGCAAUCACCUUCUUCUCAGUAACUUUCUCUGAAGGUUGCUGAUAAGCCAGUGUUCUUGAUGUUUGCCCACUUACCCCUCAAGAUGAGGAGUGAAGAAAUUAGAUUGCAUUGCCAGGAAUUUCCUAGAAGAAAAGGUUUUGAGGAUGCAUGACCUAUGAGGGUGCUGAGGACCCCUUUCCACCAAACAUGGACUAACUUCUGGGUUGCUCUUUCACAUCUAUUGUCUUGUUCGACGUACACAGAAGUGCAGAGCACAGCCGCAGCCCUCACAGCAUCAUCUAUCUAGGUUCUGAAUCCUGAAUGGUCUGAGGCUCUCCUAGAGCUGAGAUUCUCCUUUGCAGUUCCAGUGGAGAAAAGCACUUUCUUUGCCGAGGCAGUGUAACUUCCUUGUUCCCAAGGCUCCAACUGUUGUGGGCACAUAUGAGUAUACAUUAACAUCCAUGCCCAAUUUAUAAUCACUGUUUUCCCCACAUGUGUACUCAGACCUCCAAGCUUCUGAAAAAUAUUUCCUCUCAUCUCUCAAAGAAUUUUAGUACAUUUGCCUGGAUGCAGAAACACAAAUCAUGCUGGCUUUCCUACUCAAUCAAAAACUGUAGCUUGAGUGGGGUGGCAAGGGUUGUCCCACAGCAGGUUUACUUGGACUCCAAAAUGAUGUAGAGUUUAGUGAGGCAGCUCCUUGAGUUUGAACUUAGAGCCCUUUUGGCUACCAGGGCACCUGCAGUCCUCCAAGAUAGUAGAGUCUGAACCAGUUAAAGAGCCAGCUACCACAGCUUUGCAGAAACCACUGUUUCUCCUUAACUCUAGGGCUCAGCGGUUGAACUCCUUAGAAUAAAACUUUCUGUCUGCGACCCUAUCAUUUUCUUUUGUAUUUUGGCCUUCACUGAAUUCCCACCCCAUCCAUUCCAACAGACUUGGUUAUACGUGUCUGAACACCAAAUGUGACAGAAUUUGUGGCCUUGGAUCAGGAGGCUAUUUGGCCCUUAUCUAAAUCGGUGGCUGAGAAUGGAUUCCAGGGAAGUGUUUUUCUUAGGAGUACCCAAGAAGCUCAGCUCAGGUUGGGCUCCCUGUUCUAUUCUGAGAACUACAAAUCAAAUUCAAAAUGGAGCACAGAAAAUUCUCAUUUCUAGUUGACUUAUUUGUAUUUUGGUGUCCUGUGCCCUAAAUAUCUUCUCAAGGAAACCUUGGCUUUAAAAGUGAUUGUUUACUUAAACAAAUAAAACAACAACAUACAAGAAAAGGCAGUAAAUCCGAGCGUCCAUCAACAAAUGAAUCAAAAAACAAAUGAGAUAUAUAUGUACGGUGGCAUAUUAUUCAGCCUUAAAAAGGAAAGAAAUUUUGACACAUGAGACAAUAUGAAUGAACCUUGAAGACAUUAAUUAUGCUGAGUGAAAUAAGCCAGCCACAAAAGAACAGAUAUUGUAUAAUUCCUCUUAUAUUAGGUACCUAAAAUAGUCAAAUUGAUAGAAAGUAGAAUGUUGGUUGGCAGGGGCUGGCAAGGAGAGGGAAAUGAAGAGAAGGUGUAUGAAGGGAACAGAGUUUCAGUUGGGGAAGACGAAAAAGUUCUGACAGUGGAUGAUGGUGGUUGUUGCACAGCAACAUGAAUGUACUUAAUGCCACAGAACUGUAUGCUUAAAAAUGGUUGAAACGGUAAAUUUGAUAUAAUGUGUAUUGAACCUAUUUCCAGAUCAAAACAGAGAGAUCUACAUUCCUUUUGGUGGUGUCAAAAUAAACCAUUAUCUUGAAAUAGC
Homo sapiens (human) is the source of this 20350-nucleotide messenger RNA. It is a transcript of the gene NCKAP1, whose product is annotated as NCK associated protein 1. Gene Ontology annotation, cellular component: plasma membrane; filamentous actin; ruffle. The coding region runs from base 359 to 3763 and encodes 1134 amino acids. The transcript is spliced from 32 exons. NCBI's taxonomy places the organism in Eukaryota, Metazoa, Chordata, Mammalia, Primates, Hominidae. Gene Ontology annotation, biological process: positive regulation of lamellipodium assembly; positive regulation of actin filament polymerization. The record is from RefSeq and is marked validated.